Messenger RNA from Suillus fuscotomentosus, 459 nucleotides. RefSeq lists its product as uncharacterized. The transcript is spliced from 2 exons. Bases 1 to 459 code for a protein of 152 amino acids. The record is from RefSeq and is a predicted model, not a curated record. Lineage: Eukaryota; Fungi; Basidiomycota; Agaricomycetes; Boletales; Suillaceae.
AUGUCUACCGCUGGACCGGAUGCAUUGGGUCUUAUUCUUGAAGAUGGAGGGGAUGCGGGUUAUGCAGUGCGUGAUGAGGAGCGGAGGUAUCGUGCGCAAUCUUCGUAUGCUGCGAGUCGGACUUCUUUUCCACCUAGUCCUACCUCAUAUCACACCUCCCACACUCCAAAUCGCCUCUCUCGCACCCAAUCCUCUCGCACCCAGCGCGCCUAUCAUCGUCGACAUACCUCACAACCGAGGGAAUACGAAGAAGGGACGACACCGCGCGUUCCCAGUGGCAGUUCUUCAUAUACGAAUACCAACGCGCUAUCGCUCCAUUUUGAUGCUUCGCUUUCAGUGCACGAUCAUGCCGUGCGUCCUUUCAUAGGCGCUGGGAGUGGGAAUGGUCCACAGAUCGUCGCUCCUACCCCAGUCGUUGGUGGGCCUAGCAUUGUGCAUAUGUGGGCUAAUCGCACAUGA